Messenger RNA from Gadus chalcogrammus (walleye pollock), 4752 nucleotides. RefSeq names its product epidermal growth factor receptor pathway substrate 8a (gene eps8a). Gene Ontology annotation, cellular component: plasma membrane; ruffle membrane; vesicle. Gene Ontology annotation, molecular function: actin binding. The record is from RefSeq and is a predicted model, not a curated record. Gene Ontology annotation, biological process: positive regulation of ruffle assembly; regulation of Rho protein signal transduction; Rho protein signal transduction. Lineage: Eukaryota; Metazoa; Chordata; Actinopteri; Gadiformes; Gadidae. The transcript has 21 exons. Bases 1927 to 4752 code for a protein of 941 amino acids.
ACUAGGCCUCCUUGGAUCAGGAAGCUUGGGUCCUCGUUUCCUGAAUGAGUCAUGGUCAGUGUUAAUUUCAAUUUGCUGGAAACUUUGCACGAUGCACUGCUGUGAGGUCAGUCUAAGGCCUAUUGGGAACACAUUGUUCUUGGCUACAGUACAAGUACAAUAGUACAAUAACGAUGCUUAAGAUGUAUUAUUUAUAUACCGUUAGGCUUCAAGGUAGAAGCGCUUGGGAAAUGUUUUAUAAAGAGAAAUGUUGAUACUUUAUCGACAAGUUGAGGACAUGAGGUUUAUGGUCUCGUUUAAGGUGUGGCGCAUUCCUGACAUCCAGCUGGCCUUUCAACAUUAUGUUCAAUGUUUGCUCAUGGGCCAAAUACAAAUGCAACCUAAUAUGCGACAGUAAGUGGACAAACGGCUUCAUAUUGGUCAUGUUGUCAUAUCAUCUGAGCCAUGCUGUACCCACAGGCACAUUACUGAACGCUCCUCCUCCACCACAUCACAGCUCCAGACGAUCUUUGACUCCAUGACCCCCGGUAUCUGUCUGCUCUUUAUUUAUUCAUGGGGUCGAUGAGGGUUUAGAGAGGGAACCCAGCCAAUUGGUGCCAUGAGACUCAGUUUCUGGGUUCCUUUUUCUGAAAGCUGUAUUGAUUCGGUAUGUUUGGUAUUAAUAAAUCGUUGGGGCAACUGUGGAGGAACACGGAUUGGAAGUACAUUUUACAUGCAGGAAUCUUGGCGCAUCUUGGAUCCACUGAAACAUGACACAAAGAUAUACCAUAGGGGUUUGCAGCAUAAUCGUCACUCAGACUGUCUGUUGGAGAUGUAUUUUCAUUUCAACCCUGGUUAAAACAUGUGGGUCAUCCGCUUUGUAUGAGUAUAGUGGGCCUACGCUUAUUGUUUCCUCGACGUGUCUGGGGGUGAGUGGGACCAGAGUGGUUUCACUGGAGAUAUGUCUCCAUCUGGGAAUAAUAAGCUAAAUCCAGCAGCUCCUUCCCACACACUCUUUAUGUAGCUUGGCCAGCGCAGAUCUAUUGCUGGAGUUGGUCUGUGUGGAGGGAAAAUCCAAUAGUAUGCCCCGAGGCACCUUCUACAUACCUUAUAGCCUGCUCUCUCUCUCCCUCUGUCUGAUUGGUCGAAUUCUCCUCCUUAUUUAGAUUCUCGCCACACGUUUUUGGAUUAUCAAUAAAACAUUUUCGGUGACUUGUUUUGUGUGUGUUGACUUUUGACACCUGCCAUUGUUUAUGCCAGUUAUUUUAUGAAGCAUUUGCUCCUGUCUUGAUGAAAAUGUAUUCACCUUCACAUUCCUGUGAAAGGGAAUUAAAACCCAAACAAAGCGGGAGCUUCAUCCGACUAAGCGUCUGUGGUUGGGCAGCAAUUGUUAUUCAAAUGUUCUGCUUUACAAUCGCCUCCACCCACCUUGUUACCCGGACUUCCUCUGCUCUUAAGCUGUCUGAUCGCUGCUUGGCGGGGGACAGUUGUGGAAUAAUCAAAGCUCUUGUUCUUGUGGCCCUCAGAGGCCUGCACUCGGGGUCCAAAAUGAACAAAUGUCACCAGCCCAUGAUGGCUACAUUUGACAUUUUGGCAGUUGGUAAAAUGUGUGGGCACAUAUUAAAAGAACUGCCUGGUCGGUCGAUUUUUCCACUCCGGCAGGUAAAUGAAUACACAUUGACGGCUGCCUAUACUUUGGUUGUUUGACUUCUUGCCUGACUUUCAAGGGACCAACCGAUCCCAAACUCGUGUUCAAUGUUGUUCAGACGAAGAAACCUUGUUCUUUUGCCAGGCAAACACAAAGUCUCAGACGUGUGUUGAAACUAGCUUUAAUGCGGCCUGCGACCGUUGAUCAGGAAACAUUUAUAGAUAACCAGGCCAAACCUCUAAACCCCUCUUGCGCCUACCACCUUCUCCUCCACCCAAUGGCCCAUUAAUUAUAAGCUUAUGUCAAUCCCUGAGUCAGAGCAGUAUUGCCUCCUGUAUGACAGGCUCCGCCCCCUGAUUAUGAUGAUUAUUAUGUGGGCGGGGCCAGAGCUAUUAAUCACACACAGGGGCCCAGGGCUCAAAACAUACGCUCAUGCCUGUCUGUUCCAGGGAACUGCCCUAGAGGUAUGUUCUACAGCUGACUGCACCCCCUUUGCGUCACUGGGUUUUAUUUUUUGCCUCCAUUUUCCUCGUCUUGAUACCGUUCUUAUCCUGGUGGGUCGAGGUGUGUCUUGUGUGAAGUCCAGGAUGAACGGCUACGACAACCCCCCCCUCGCCCCUGGCACCUUCGGCUCCUACCCCUCCCACCUCAACGGCCAUGGCUCCAAAUUCCCCGAGCCUCAGGAGAAUAAAGCCAAAGUCAAAUCCAGUGCCAAAAGUCUGUACGAGCAAAGGAAGCACUACACCAAGACCAGCAUCAACAGCCUGACGGACACAUCCCAGUACCAUGUGGAGCACCUCACCACCUUCCUGCUGGACCGUAAGGACGGCAUGGUGACCGCGGAGGACGGCAUCCGCCGGCUGCGUCUGCUGGACGCCAAGGGCAAGGUGUGGACCCAGGACAUGCUGCUGCAGGUGGAGGAGAAGACGGUCAGCCUCAUCGACCAGGACACCCAGAAGGAGCUGGAGAACUUCCCCGUGGGGAGCAUCCAGUCGUGCCAGGCGCUGAUGAACGCCUGCUCCUACGACUCCAUCCUGGCGCUGGUCUGCAAGGAGGCGGGCCAGGCCAAGGCCGACCUCCACCUCUUCCAGUGCGACCACAUCAAGGCGAACCUGAUCCAGGCGGACAUAGAGAGUGCCAUGCUGGACGCCAAAGCGGGCAAAGUGAAGAAGAGGCCAGAGGCCUUGAAGAUGAUUCUGAAGAGUGACGGGCUGAUUCCCCCGCCCCCGGCUGCGCCCGCCCCCGCCCCCCCUGACUCUGUCAAUCAAAUGGAUGUGAAGAGCAGAGUGGCUGCCUGGUCGGCCUGGACCAAUGAGCAGCAAGAGAUGCUGACGGACGACCAGGUGAGGCGCUACUCUGGCGAGGACGACCUUCCUGUCGGGAUGACUGUGUUCCACGUGGACCGGGACGUGAAAAUCCUGAACCACAUCCUGGAUGACAUCGAGUUCUUCGUCACCAAACUGCAGAAAGCCGCCGAGGCGUUUAACGAGCUCUCCAAGAGGAAGAAGAACAAGAAGGGCAAAAAGAAAAGUCCAGGAGAGGGCGUCCUCACUCUACGCUCACGGCCCCCGACCGAGGAGGAGUUCGUUGACUGUUUCCAGAAGUUCAAACACGCGUUCAAUCUGCUGGCAAAGUUGAGAGCCCACAUCCAGAACCCCAGCUCCGCGGAUCUGGUGCACUUCCUGUUCACGCCACUGAGGAUGGUGGUGCAGUCCUCGGGGGGCGAUCUGGCCCGCAGCGUGGUGGUUCCGCUCCACACCAGAGAGGCCAUCGACUUCCUCCACGCCAACGGCACCGUGGACGAGAGGCACCUGUGGGUGACGCUGGGCGACGGCUGGACCAAGUGCAGGUUGGAGUGGCCCAAGGAGCAGUACUUCCCCCCCUGCCCCCUGCGGUUCCGCGACGGCUGGGAGCCCCCCGCGCUGCCCCCCCCCACCCCGGGGCCCCUGAGGCACGAGCAUCAGGCCCCCGGGGGCCCGCUGGGCGACGCCCUGGGCCACGCCGAGGGCCACAGACACGAGGAGGGGGGCCUUCGCCACGCCCAGGAGUCGUCGAUGAACCCGGGCGUCCCGUCGGGCGACAGGUACAGUCUGGCCAGCGCCUCGUGCGACCGCUCUCAGCCGCUGGACCAGGACAUGGCCCUGGCCGCCUUCCAGCAGGCCGUCAGCCGUCACGUCGAUCGCAUCGGCCAGCCAAAAAUCUUUGCCAAAUCUAAAUAUGACUUUGUGGCUCGAAACAACACGGAGCUGUCUGUGCUGAAGGACGAGGUUGUGGAGGUUCUGGACGACAAGAAGCAGUGGUGGAAGGUACGCAACGGCUGUGGGGCCGCGGGCUACGUGCCAAACAACAUCCUGGAGACCACCAGGGCGGUGGACAUCAACGGCAGAGGAGAGCCCAUCUACAGCCACACUAUACAGAAGCAGACCACCAAGGCGGACCUCGGCCCGGCCAAACCUGGCGGGGCGAUGCCCAUGCCGCCGGCCCCCGCUCCCCCUCCCCCGGCCCCGGCCCCAGCCCCCUACCGGCUGCCCACGCCCCCCCUGCCCCCGCCGACCGAGCCCCCCAGGCCGGAGACCUCCGCCUCGACCACCACCACCACCGCCACCAACGGCGGCGGCGUGCGUGAGGUGGGCCAGCAUGACAGCGACACCGGGAGCGUCGCCAUGAGGGAACGCCAGCGCCACCCGCCGGCCAGCCGCAGGAAAUCCAACAUGGAGGAGGUGCAGGACGAGCUGAUGCACCGGCUGACUCUCGGCCGCAGCACCCAGAAGAAGUUCCCGCCGCCGGCCCGCGGCGCCACCGGGAACGCCGUCAACAUCACGUACGACUCGGCGCCCGACGAGGUCCGCGCCUGGCUGGAGCUCAAGGGGUUCAGCACCGUGACCAUCAACAGCCUGGGCGUGCUGACCGGGGCGCAGCUCUUCUCCCUGAACAAGGAGGAGCUGAAGACGGUGUGUCCGGACGACGGGGGCCGUGUCUUCAGCCAGGUGACGGUGCAGAAGGCCGCCCUCGAGAGGAGCUCAGGCUCUGAGCUUCAGGAGAUCAUGAGGAGGAGGCAGGAGAAGCUGGCGGCCAACACCAGUGACUCGGGGGUGGAGUCAUUUGACGAGGGCACCGCCCACUGA